Molecule: messenger RNA, 1488 nt
Organism: Kwoniella shivajii
Lineage: Eukaryota; Fungi; Basidiomycota; Tremellomycetes; Tremellales; Cryptococcaceae
Exons: 6
Coding region: 1-1488 (495 amino acids)
Biological process (GO): ammonium transmembrane transport
Cellular component (GO): plasma membrane
Molecular function (GO): ammonium channel activity
Source: RefSeq, a predicted model, not a curated record
AUGGUCAACGUGACUUAUGUUGAGACGUCACAGGACGUUCUCUACUAUCAAGAAGAUGGCACACCAGUAAUCUACAAUCUUGGUGACAUGGCAUGGAUUCUUACAUCCAUGGCAUUGGUCUGGUUGAUGAUACCCGGUGUUGGUUUGUUCUACUCUGGUCUUUUGAGGAGGAAGAACGCCUUGUCCAUGAUCUUCUUGUCUGUUGCAGGCGUGGCUGUUGUCUCUUUCCAAUGGUUCUUCUGGGGUUACUCUUUGGCCUUCUCAGAUACCGGUUCAAAAUUCAUUGGUGAUUUAAGAUAUUUCUGUCUGAAAGGUGUUCUUGCCGAGCCUUCUGCCGGUUCUUCCAGAAUACCCGCUCUUCUCUUCUGCAUCUACCAAUGCAUGUUCGCCAUCAUUACCGGUGUCCUCGCCAUUGGUGGUUUCGCUGAGCGAUCCAAGAUUGGACCCGUCUUGGUCUUCCUCUUCGUCUGGAUCACGAUCGUCUAUUGUCCUAUUGCCAAUUGGACUUGGAACCCUAACGGAUGGUCAUUCAUCAUGGGUGGAUUGGACUUUGCCGGUGGUACACCCGUCCACAUCUCAUCUGGUACUGCUGCUUUCGCCAUCUCAAUCUACCUCGGUAAACGACGAGGAUACGGUACCGAACGAUUGGCUUACAAACCUCAUAACACUGCAUUUGUCAUUCUCGGUACGGUAUUCCUCUGGUUUGGUUGGUUCGGCUUCAACGGUGGUUCCGCUCUUUCCGCCAAUCUCCGAGCUGUUCAAGCUUGUAUCGUUACCAAUCUCGCUGCCUCCGUAGGAGGUAUCACCUGGAUGUUGCUCGAUUGGAGACUUGAACGAAAGUACUCCGCCGUCGGUUUCUGCUCCGGUGCCAUUUCAGGUUUAGUUGGUAUCACCCCCGCCUCCGGUUUCGUCGGUGCCCCAGCUGCCGUAGCCAUUGGUUUUGUCACUGCUGUCGCCUGUAAUUUUGCCACUAAACUCAAGUUCCUCGUCGGUGUAGACGACACUUUGGAUAUCUUCGCUUCGCACGGUAUUGGUGGUAUGGUCGGAAAUGUCAUGACUGGUCUCUUCGCACAAGCCUCUGUCGCUGGAUUCGACGGUAUCACCGAGAUUCCCGGAGGAUGGUUUGACCACAACUAUAUACAACUAGGUUACCAAAUCGCUGAUUUGACUGCCGGUUUCUCUUACUCCCUCGUCAUGACCACUAUCAUCUUAUGGAUCCUCCACUUCAUCCCCGGACUUCGAUUACGAGCCAGUGAAGAGGCUGAAAUCGUUGGUAUCGAUGAUGCCUACCUCGGAGAAUUCGCUUACGACUACGUUGGAACCGAUCCUGAACUCCGAUUACACCGAGUCGAUUCAAAACCUCAUCUCACCUCUGGUGACGUUCUUGCUGGAUCCCCUCCUCUCGACGGUGACUCUUCCUCCCAAGAGAAGGUUCCUCACGGAGCAGUUGGUAAUGCCGCUGCAGGUGGUGGUCGAGUUGAUGUUUAA